This is a messenger RNA of Aphanomyces invadans, 651 nucleotides long. RefSeq lists its product as hypothetical. NCBI's taxonomy places the organism in Eukaryota, Oomycota, Saprolegniomycetes, Saprolegniales, Verrucalvaceae. The transcript has a single exon. Bases 1 to 651 code for a protein of 216 amino acids. The record is from RefSeq and is a predicted model, not a curated record.
AUGCUUGCAAUAUGGCUUUGCUGCCUUCCCAUACGUAGGGAGCGUCCAGCACCGCGCCUAGUCGUUGCGUCUCUUCGACAAGUUGUCCACCACCGCAAAUUGGCCUCGGUGAUCGAGAUGCUCCUCGGCGAACGUCGGCAGUUGCCCCAACACCGCCACCUCGCGUGGCCACCGCCGGCCUCGCGCACCAAUUCAGAAAUCGGCCAUGGUCGGACCGCUGCACAUGGUCGGGACCCAUCGUGGCCUCUGCUUGCGAGGGGGGACGCACCCCAUCUUGUGUGGACUAGCCAUCUUGGUCCGUCGCACACGAUUGCGACGCCGCAAGACUACACCCCAACGUGCGCGAAAGCGGCUUCGACACGGCAACGAAGUGCUUGUGAUUUUGGCCCCAUGUCGGGGGCCACACACCUAGUACAUCAGGCCUCAAGAACUCUCCAUGACGGCUACCGACCAAAGGCAGAUCCAACCCCACCGGCCCAACAGACCUUAGUCGUGGUCCAAAGCCAUCGUGCCGUGCACGGACAAUGGAAUCAUUCGCCCAUGGAGGGAGCAUGGUCCAUGCACGCACCCAAUGUCCCGAACAAACCAAGAGUCGGCGGAGACGCACAACCAGAGCACGCAAGAUCGAGAGUUACGUCGACGCUGCUAUGA